Molecule: messenger RNA, 525 nt
Organism: Bacidia gigantensis
Lineage: Eukaryota; Fungi; Ascomycota; Lecanoromycetes; Lecanorales; Ramalinaceae
Exons: 1
Coding region: 1-525 (174 amino acids)
Molecular function (GO): phosphatidylinositol binding
Source: RefSeq, a predicted model, not a curated record
AUGGAGCAGCCAGACAAUAAUGGCAGCGUCCAGUCUCCCGAUAGCUCAAACCUGAGCUUCGAAAGGGAUCAUGGUGGCGACAAUGGCCAUGAAACCGGUCAUGAGAACGGGCAACAGCCUUCUUUGACCCCUCCGCAUUGGUCACAUCGACGGCGAGAAUCAUAUGCUUCGGUAGUAGACAAUAAGCCGGCUCCGAUAACGUUGGAGGACCAUACGGAGGGGCCAUUAGCAGCUCACGAUGCAGUAUGGGCCAAGGCGAUAUACAUCGAAGAUUAUGUCAUCGUUUCUGGCGGAGUGAAGGACGUUGGAAGCUUUGUGGUCUGGCACUGUAAGAUUGAUACUCUGGAGGGAGGUGCAAUGGUCAUCCGGAAGAGAUACUCUGAAUUUCAUGAAUUGAAGAGGAAGCUACUUGUGACGUUUCCGAAUUCCGCUGGAGCUAUGCCUCUAUUUCCUCCGAAGAGCAUGAUACGUGAGCAUAGCAUUAGUGACAAUGGAGAGACCGUGCAGACGCUGAUGAAGGUGUAG